Molecule: messenger RNA, 963 nt
Organism: Fusarium mangiferae
Lineage: Eukaryota; Fungi; Ascomycota; Sordariomycetes; Hypocreales; Nectriaceae
Exons: 2
Coding region: 1-963 (320 amino acids)
Biological process (GO): transcription initiation at RNA polymerase II promoter; RNA polymerase II preinitiation complex assembly
Cellular component (GO): transcription factor TFIID complex; nucleus
Molecular function (GO): transcription coactivator activity; protein heterodimerization activity
Source: RefSeq, a predicted model, not a curated record
AUGGCUUCUCCGCCCUACGCAACCUCUCCAUCAGGAAUGUCACCGCCCUACCCAUCACCCGCUCAGAUCCCCAACAAGAAGCGCCCAUCAAACCUCGACGGCUCCGCGCCUCCCCACAAGCGCCGCAAGCCCUCCCAAACCUCCGUUUCAACCAGCUCGGCCGCGCAUCCUCUCCGCCAAACGUCCUUCCCCCCCGAAGCACGAUCCCCAUUCCCGCGGUCUCCCUCCGUGGACGCUCAGUCGCAUGUGAGCGGCAGCGCAGUCAGCACGACAGCCAGCGGAGCGCCUAAGAAGAAACGCGGCCGCAAGGCGAAGAACGCCAAGGCAGAUGAUGCUCGUGAACAGACACCGAGUCUUGUUGGAGGACGGGCGCCGACUGCUGUGAGCGGACAGGGUGGUGAGAAGGAAGAUGACGAUGAGGAUGAUGAGAAGGCUGAGAUGGCGCUUGAGGAUGUCGUGGCGAGAACGCAGGAGCAGAAGCAGGAGGAGAUUCGACUGCGAGCUAUGCUUGUUGAGGCUUUUGACUCUCAGCAGUAUAACCGGUACGAGCUCUGGCGUGCAGCAAAAUUGGCUGAUAGUGUCGUCAAACGAGUUGUCAACGCUACGGUUUCUCAGUCGGUUCCGCAGAACGUGAGCACAGCUGUGAAAGCCGUCGCCAAGCUCUUCGCUGGUGAGAUCAUCGAAGCCGCUCGCAAUGUACAGGGAGAAUGGAUCCACGCAGGAGAGAAGCAAAGCGAACUACCUACGCCCCCCCCAUCGACAAACGACGACCCUGCCGCCGCAGAGGAAGAGAUUGAUCUCAAGCGCGGUCCCCUCCGGCCUGAUCAUCUACGCGAGGCCUGGCGCCGCUACAGACUAUCUGGAGAGAGCCGUGGUGUAGGUGUGCAGCAACUCUGGCAUGCCCAGCAGGGCGAUGGAGUUGAGCGCUUUUCGACCCGUACCGGGAAGCGACUUUUCAAGUAA